Anoplophora glabripennis (Asian longhorned beetle) is the source of this 1684-nucleotide messenger RNA. Its product is annotated as solute carrier family 41 member 1. Gene Ontology annotation, biological process: monoatomic cation transport. The transcript is spliced from 10 exons. Gene Ontology annotation, cellular component: plasma membrane. Gene Ontology annotation, molecular function: monoatomic cation transmembrane transporter activity. NCBI's taxonomy places the organism in Eukaryota, Metazoa, Arthropoda, Insecta, Coleoptera, Cerambycidae. The record is from RefSeq and is a predicted model, not a curated record. The coding region runs from base 257 to 1636 and encodes 459 amino acids.
AUGUAGUACCGUUUAAUACAUUUAUUUAUUUUUUAAGUCCUUGUUUUCCUAAGUGAUAAGUUUUAUAGCAAUAAAGUAUUUGGUGCUCCUCAAAUUACUGGAUACAACAUAUUCAGAUCCCACGCUACAUUCGCUCUGGAUGUUGAGCUCCAACUCUAUAUAUGUCUACAAAAAGUAUCGUUGGAGGCACUUAAAAAUCCAGAUUAAAUCUUGCUUGAUGCAACUAAUAACCCAAGGGAAGAAGAAAUAAGUGAAAAUGGUAUAUGGUGCUGCAUCAGGGAUAUACACUGUAUACGACCCCAGUAAAGUUGAAUCUCUUCCGGAACGAAAGUCAAUAGAACAAAUACAAUCUUCAACGAUUGAAAAGAAGCAUUUGGAAAAAGAAAAAUGGUAUUCCGUCACUGUUCAAGUCGCCGUCCCAUUCUUUAUAGCAGGUUUAGGCACCAUAGGAGCAGGGAUUGUUCUUGGAAAUGUCACGGAAUACAAGGUGUUCAAGGAAAUCAACGCUCUCUUGAUCCUGGUCCCGGCUCUUCUCGGUUUAAAAGGUAAUCUGGACAUGUGUCUCGCUUCGAGACUGUCAACUCAAGCUAACUUGGGAAACAUGCACAGUAAAAAGGAAAUCUUGAAAAUGAUAAUUGGAAACAUUAUUUUAGUACAGAUUCAAGCAAUCGUGGCGUCAUGUCUUGUUGCUGUUUUCGCAGUAGGGGCGUCAGCGUUGAUUAAUGGGAAUUUCCGAUGGAUCCACGCGUUGUUGCUAGCAACAUCAAGCGUCUUAACGGCAACGCUAUCAUGUUUUUUCUUAGAUAUCGUUCUAAUCACCUUAAUAAUCAUAUCCCACAAAAUAAAACUAAACCCUGACAAUUUGGCUACGCCGAUGGCAGCUAGCAUUGGUGACGUCGUAUCUCUUAUUGUUCUGUCGACGUGGGCAAAGUUACUUUUUAAUAUUCAAGAUGAAUAUCCCUGGAUUAUGGGUGUGAUUCUUGGGUGCUACUUAUGCAUCCUGCUACCUAUUUGGAUACUGAUUGUCAGAAAGAACCAUUACACCUGCAAAAUUCUAAGUAACGGUUGGACGCCUGUACUUACUGCGUUAGUCAUCAGUGGAUCUGGUGGCUUAGUUCUGGACAGUGCAGUAGACCAGUUCAAAGGAUAUGAAGUUUUUCAACCGAUCAUUAAUGGAAUUGGAGGAAAUUUGGUGUCCGUUCAGGCAAGCCGUAUUUCAACUAUGCUACAUAAAACGUCUAUGAAGGGCGUCAUUCCACCGCACACAAAACAGUGGGUUGCUCCUUGGACUGCCCUAUUCAGAGGAGUGCUUCCAGCGAAGACGGCAAGAAUACUUAUCGCGAUGUCAAUUUUAGGUCAUUUAGUGUUCGUAUUCGCAGCAGACUAUAUGUACAAUGGGAUAAUGGCCGUUACCUACGUGUUCGUGCUGACAUAUAUAGCUGUUGGUCUCAUCCAGCUAAUGCUGCUGUUAUACAUCGCCCACAUAAUGAUCCACCUAAUGUGGAUUUUGAAGAUGGAUCCGGACAGUUCGGCUAUACCUUACCUAACGGCCUUGGGUGAUUUAUUAGGAUCAUCGCUACUGUUACUUGCGUUUAUGUUCUUAAGAUCAAUAGAUUUUGAGUAUGAGCCUGUAUAAUUUGUUAAAAAUAUUGUUGAGUUUAGUAAAUUAUGUUUAAGUUACAAA